AAUCCAAAGAGAACAGUUGCAAGCAGAGAUGUGGAGGUCAGUCGCCGCAAGAUCAAGAGCUUCUCUUUUGACCAAGGCAGCAGAUAACUUUGUUGCUUCUACCCAAAACCCCAAGGUACUCCCCUCUAAAACCCUAACCCCACUCUCUCAUUUCCCCACUAGAUCCCCUCUUCCCAGGUUCUUCUCUCAGCUUUCCGAAAACCUCAGUUAUUCUGACACCGCAGAACCGCCUCCGUUUUCCGUCGCUGAAAACGAAAAUGACGAUUUUGCCCCCGGGGAUGGGGUUGCUGGUGUUUCAGAGGAACUGGGUUCUGCUGAGAUUGGGGAGGUAGGGGAGGAGGAAGAGGCUCACGAGAUUGAUGUGGAGAAAUUGGAGGGGUUGUUGUCUUUGCUUAGUGGUAGUGCUGAUGGGUCACUUGAGUCUAGUUUUAGGGAUUUGGAUUUGACUUUACAUGAAGAUUUUGUGGUUAAAGUAGUCGAAACUCCGGUUGUUGUGGGGGAGAAUUUGAUUAGGUUCUUCAAGUGGGGUUUGAAGGAGAAACCCGAGUUUCGAGUCAAUAGGCAGAUAUUGGAUGGGGUUGUGCUUGCAAUGUGUGGGGAAGGUGUGACCAAGGAAGAUAUGUAUUCUUUGUGGGAUUUGGUUAAGAGGGUUGGGGAGAAUGAGAGCAAUUUGUUGAAUGUGGAUAUUCUUAAUGUGUUGAUGUCUUCGUUCACGAAAUUGGGGGAAGGAAGAGCUGCUUUGGUGGUGUUGAGCAAGUUUGAUGGUUUUGGAUGUGUCCCGAGUGCGGAUUCAUAUUACGUUGCAAUUGAGGGGCUUUGCAAGAGUGGAGAUUUUGAUUGUGCUAAGUCUGUUUCUGAGAAGAUGAUUGAGGCAAGAAGCUCGCCCGAUGCUGAGAAGGUUGGUAGGAUCAUAUCUUGGUUCUGCAAGGCUGGAAUGGCUAAAGAUGCCCAUUCGGUGUAUUUGUUGUUGAAGGAGGAGAAGCAGUGCCGGCCUAGCUCGUCUGUUUAUUUUUUGAUCAGUUCACUUAGUAGGGAGGAUGAAAAUGUUAAAUUAGCUCUAGACUUGCUGGAGGAGAUUACUGGUGAAGCACGGAAAUAUGCGAUAAAGCCCUUUUCAGCUGUUGUUCAAGGGUUAUGCAGGAUAAAGGAUGUUGAUGGGGCUAGAAAGUUGCUUAUUCAGAUGACAAAAGAAGGCCCACCUCCUGGAAAUGCAGUUUUCAAUUCGGUUAUCAAUGGCUAUUCUAAGGCUGGGGAUAUGCAAGAUGCGAUAGAGAUGUUGAAGCUGAUGGAGAGUAGGGGAUUGAAACCAGAUGUUUUUACCUACACCGUUAUUAUGAGUGGUUAUGCAAAAGGUGGUCAGAUGGAGGAGGCAUGCAUUAUCUUAUCUGAAGCAAAAAAGAAGCAUGCAAAAUUGACUCCUGUGACUUACCAUACACUCAUCUCCAGCUUUUGCAAACUGGAACAGUUUGACAGAGCUUUGGAGUUGUUUCACGAGAUGAAAGAUUUUGGGGUCCAACCCACGACUGAUGAAUACAACAAGUUGAUCCAAUCGCUUUGCCUGAAAGCACUAGAUUGGGAAACGUCAGAGAAACUGCUAGAAGAAAUGAGAAAUAGUGGAUUGUAUCUUAAUGGAAUUACGAGAGGUCUCAUAAGAGCAGUCAAGGAACUGCAGACUGAGAAAGUAGAGUGUGAGCAAAUAGUUGCAUAAGCAUAAAUCGCUAUUUGGUUUUUGGUAAUGAUAAGCAGGAUACAAGAAAAGCGAAACAGUAGA
This is a messenger RNA of Fragaria vesca subsp. vesca, 1771 nucleotides long. RefSeq names its product pentatricopeptide repeat-containing protein At3g02650, mitochondrial-like. The record is from RefSeq and is a predicted model, not a curated record. Bases 29 to 1708 code for a protein of 559 amino acids. The transcript has a single exon. Gene Ontology annotation, molecular function: protein binding. Lineage: Eukaryota; Viridiplantae; Streptophyta; Magnoliopsida; Rosales; Rosaceae.